AAAGCUGUUCGCUCUUGAAAGACUUACUUAGUUCCGGUGACUACCAAAACCAGCUCAUCGGGCUCAAGUUCAAGGUCUUUUUAUCUUCGUUGUUGACCGUUACAUUUGGACUAUCAGGGAAAAGAACAAAAUAUGGCUUUGACGCUUCGAAUUUUAUUAGCUAUCACCUUCAUUGGUUCAUAUUGUUAUGGUCAAAGACCCCAAGGUGGUAUAGGAAGUAUUUUUGAUCUAGUUCGACCAACUAAUUCGGCCUGUACUGGUGACACAGGGGACAAGGGAAGUUGUCUUACAAGUCGAGAUUGUGCCGAAAGAGGAGGUCACAGCAUUGGAGUGUGUGCUAACGGCUUAGCUCAAUGUUGUUAUUUUAAAUUUACAUGUGGUGGCGUAACAAGCAGGAAUGAAACUGUUUUUGUGAAUCCCAGCUAUCCACAAGGUGAAAAUGGUACUGAUACUUGUCAAGUAACAGUUGAAAAACAACCAAAUGUUUGUCAACUUCGAUUAGAUUUUGAAGAAUUCAGUUUAGCACAACCAGAUGUUUUAGGACUUUGCACAAAGGAUUCUUUUAUGGUCAGAACUACUGUUGGGGAAAGAUUACCUAUUUUAUGUGGAGAAAAUCGUGGACAACAUUUGUACAUUGACAUGGGUAGGGGCACAGGUAAUCCUGUAGUUCUGAGUGUUGUAAGCAACGGAGAUAGAAUGACAAGGAAAUGGAAGAUUAAGAUUUCAAUGGUGGAAUGCAAUGCAAAUGAUAUGGCUCCUCCUGGUUGUCUUCAAUACUACAGAAGCCCAAGUGAAACUGUACGAAGUUUUAAUUUUGGAAACCCAAUUGAGGAACGUGUUAGAUACCUGAGCAAUUUGAGAUAUACAGUAUGCCUGAGAGUCGAAGAAAAUUUCUGUUCAAUCAAAUGGGAAACAGAAAAAGCUGAUUCCUUUAGUUGGGGUUUACCAAAAGAUGCAGGAGCCUCUGGAAGUACAUGCAAUGACGAUGAUUUUAUAACAAUAGAUCAAGGAUCCCUCGAUGGAUAUGGAGCUGGUGAAGACAGAUUCUGUGGCACAAGUUUAUUAGAUAGAAACACUGUAAUAUCUCGAAGUAAGCCGUUUUUGUUGAAAGUUCGCAGUAACAGCAAUGCUAGAGAAAAUGCUGCAGCUUCUCAAAAUGGGUUUUCACUGAGAUAUAUUCAACUACCUUGUAUGAUUUGAGCUGGUCUCAUAAUUAGUAAGUUAUUGAUUUGAAAGGAAGCAGGUUCUUCUGUAUCAUUUGUAGAAAUCAGAAUGUAUUAUUUAUUUAUUUAUCCAUUCCAUUACAUUGAGUAAUGCCUCAAAAUCAAGCCGCUGUAUUCGAGACAAUAAAUUAUUACGGAAAUUUUAUUUUUCUUCUCAAGAUUUCUAUAUGAAUUAUUUCACUGUAAUUAUUAUUUAUGAUUUUGUACAGAGAUUAUAUUUCUUUUCCUUUUUGUAAUGAAUAAAUUAAUAAAGUUCUUUUCAUGAUUCUAAAAAAAAA
Parasteatoda tepidariorum (common house spider) is the source of this 1501-nucleotide messenger RNA. RefSeq lists its product as uncharacterized. Lineage: Eukaryota; Metazoa; Arthropoda; Arachnida; Araneae; Theridiidae. The record is from RefSeq and is a predicted model, not a curated record.